Herpailurus yagouaroundi (jaguarundi) is the source of this 212-nucleotide messenger RNA. Its product is annotated as translation machinery-associated protein 7-like. The record is from RefSeq and is a predicted model, not a curated record. The transcript is spliced from 2 exons. Lineage: Eukaryota; Metazoa; Chordata; Mammalia; Carnivora; Felidae. The coding region runs from base 2 to 199 and encodes 65 amino acids.
GAUGUGUGCAAUGUCCAGCUGUGAAGGGGGCAGAAAGAAGCUCUUGAAGCAGCCCAAGAAGCAGGCCAAGGAGAUGCACAAGAAAGGCAUUCAAGCAGAAACAGAAGAGGAGCAGAAGAAACUUGAGGAGCUAAAAGUGAAGGCCACGGAAAAAGGCCCCCUGGCCAGAGGUGGAAUUAAGAAAUCUGGUAAAAAGUAAGCUGUGCCCUGUG